Molecule: messenger RNA, 329 nt
Organism: Acaulospora morrowiae
Lineage: Eukaryota; Fungi; Glomeromycota; Glomeromycetes; Diversisporales; Acaulosporaceae
Source: the annotation of a GenBank genome assembly
CUGCCAAGGGGAUGAAUUCCACAGGACUUUCCACUGAUAUAAGUAUUUCUUAUAUUGACGCCGCUAAAGCUGGUGACGUCUUACUGCUGAAAUCAGAAUGUUUAAAAAUUGGUAAAACCUUAGCCUUUACAACCAUAGAUUUGUACAACAAAAAAGAUAAUAAGCUGAUUGCUCAGGGUAGACACACAAAAUUCUUGAAGAUUGCUCAUCGAGAUCCUCUUAAUGAAUUCAAGAUUGCCGAGAAAAAACAAAGGUUACCAGGAGGAUCGGAUGAUGACGGUAUCGGGAGUAAAGCAUUGCAAAAUGUUCCCGGCUCGAUUAUUAUAUAG